This is a messenger RNA of Syzygium oleosum, 917 nucleotides long. RefSeq names its product germin-like protein subfamily 3 member 3. Gene Ontology annotation, molecular function: manganese ion binding. The record is from RefSeq and is a predicted model, not a curated record. Gene Ontology annotation, cellular component: cell wall. Bases 69 to 704 code for a protein of 211 amino acids. The transcript has a single exon. Lineage: Eukaryota; Viridiplantae; Streptophyta; Magnoliopsida; Myrtales; Myrtaceae.
CAUGAAUCCCUCAAACACACAUUCCAAAGGAAAUCUUUCUCCCAAGAAAUUAAAGAGUUGGCAUAAGAAUGUCGAUACUCCAAUCCCUAAUUCUGCUCUCCUUCCUCCUCUCCGCCUCCCACGCGGCGGUCCAGGACUUCUGCGUUGGAGACCUCUCAGGCCCUGAUACCCCCGCGGGCUACACCUGCAAGAAGGUCUCGGCAGUCACCGUGGACGACUUCGUCUUCUCAGGCCUCGGCAUGGCUGGGAACACCUCGAACCUCAUCAAGGCUGCGGUGACCCCAGCAUUCGUAGCCCAGUUCCCUGGCCUGAAUGGGCUCGGCAUCUCAUUGGCCCGCCUGGACUUGGCCACCGGUGGGGUCAUCCCAUUGCACACGCACCCGGCCGCCUCAGAGGUCCUCAUCGUUCUCCAAGGGACAAUCUGUGCCGGGUUCAUCUCGUCAUCAGCAAACAACGUCUACUUGAAGACCCUCAACAAAGGGGAUAGCAUGAUUUUCCCUCAGGGGCUAUUGCACUUCCAAUUGAAUUCGGGUAAAGGUUCAGCACUUGCCAUUGUCAGCUUCAGCAGUCCGAGCCCUGGGCUUCAAAUCCUGGACUUUGCUCUGUUCGCUAAUAAUUUUCCUUCUGAGUUGGUGGAGGCCACCACUUUCCUUGACGAUGCUCAGGUUAAGAAGCUUAAGGGUGUUCUUGGUGGCACUGGCUAAGCGGUUCAUUUCGUUUCAGUAGAUAACCCAUCCAUUAACAAACACCACCUUUUCAAGCCUCUUCAAAAAAAAAAUGAAAAUAAUAAUUCGGCUUAUAUGGUCGCCGUUAAUGGCUUUCUAUGGAUUUUUCUUGUAAGGUUGUACCUCGGUUGGUUUGUGUGUUGCAGUGAGUCGUUCGAGUGGAUAUUGAUCAUUCGUGCUUUUGCUUUCUAA